CGCCCGAGAAAGACGUAUAUCGCCGCGAAAAACACACCGCAGUCGCGCUCGCUCGCUCGUUCGGCUCUCUGUCGCGCUCACAGACUCGGAUACAUUUUUGGGGUUCAUAAUUUUAGUUAGUUUAAGGAAGUUUUCGUUUGUUUUCCACGCGGUGUCAUUUUCCGUUUGAAAUAGUAUCCUCCAAAGCUGGACGAUAAAACUGAUAUUCAGACGGGAAGAGUUAUGUGUAAAGUUCACGGAAAAUCGGUGAUGAUUUAAGCCCUAGUGAUUUGGGAAAGAAAAAAGUGAUCUUCCGUCUAAGAUGGCGGUUUGGUUUCGGCCUUGGUUCCUGCUGCUAGUGGUUGCCACUGUUGUCGCGCUGGUUUGCCUUUCCACCGGUGCCGAUGGCUUUCGGUUACGCGACACCGAAGUGGACGAGGAUGAGCGCGUGUCGAUCGCGGUGUCAAAGCGGAAGAUUCAACAGCGGAGGGCUGCAAUGGUUGAGGUGGUGAAGAAACGUGCCAUUGUGGAUGAUAAUGUAGAUGAUGAGGAUGACGACGACGAUGGCGAUGAAGACGACAAGCGAGCAGCUGACAACGACGAUGAGGAUGAGGAGGAGGAACGAGCCGCUGAGAGUAAAUACAAGUUUGAGAGGGUGCAUCGAAGUUACAGGUUGUCUCCGGCGCAGAAGAAGAAAGCGGAAGGAGCUAAAUUUCGUGUUGAGGAUGUACCUACAAAGAAAUACAGGUUCGAUAAGAUGGAACCGAAACCGGUAGAUGACGAUGAUGACGAUGAGGACGACGAAGAUGAUGAUGACGAUGGGGAAGAAGAACAGGAGAGGAGCAUUUCCAAUCUUUUUGGAUUAUUUGGAUCCAAAAAAUUGAAGGAAAAAAGUGCGAAAGACGAAAAAUCGACGGAUGUGGAAGAAAACGGAGAUGACGAUGAUAACGAGGAAGAUGAGAAGUCAAUUGGCGGUAUGUUUGCAUGGUUAGCCAAGUUAAAGGAUACCGUUUCUGACAAGGAUAAAGAGGACUAUCAAAAAGAGGAUGAUGAUGACGACAAUGACGACGAAGAAUCGGGGGGAAUUUUCGGUUGGCUCAAAAAGCUCACUGAAAAAGACGAUGAUGAUCAGGAUGGAGGCGAUAAUGGUGAUGACGACGACGGCGAUGACGAAGAAGAUGCCAAACAACAGGAUAAAAUAAAAGACAACCCGUUAAUUACUUUGGUCAGUAGUUUUCUGAGUUCAAAUCAGGAAGACACCAGUGAAGAGGACAUUAAAUUACGUCCUGUCGGGUCUGAAGACGAUGACGAAGAUGAAGAAUCGGAACUCAAGAAGAGCAAAGACUCCGCAAUAGUCACCCUGUUCAACAAAAGCCCCCUUAUAUCCUUGUUCAAACCCGAAGACCUACCGGUGGAGACUCUCAUCGAGACUGAUCCGAAGAGGGUUAAAAAGCUGAAGCAAACACCCUCCAAAGUAGUGAAGCAACGAAUUGAAAUCUCUCCGGAAGAUUUCGAAUCUCUGCUGCUUCGAAUUCCCUCCUUCGUCCCGGACUAUUCCCGCCUCAAGAAUGGCGAGUGCCGCCGUCAAGGGCAGAUAUUUCAGCGUCAGCUGCGGGGCAAGCGUCUCUGGGCGCUCCAGAUGAUCGAUGCCAGCGCAAAAGUAACCUCUGGUUUGUUGCGAGGAAAUGCCAAUCAGCUUGGUGAUUUCGAUUUGUGCACUGGCAUUGCCACCAAAGUUAAGGUGAAGGAUGACGAACUGGUUCGGAUGAGGGGAAAGUACUGCCUGGCGCACAUUGAUGUCAUCGCCGAGGACGAGAACUUGAGGCUGCCGGUGCAUCUGCUGCAGGGAAGGGGUUUCAUCAAGAGUACGCUGAAUGAUCCGGAUCAUUUCCUGCCCCGUUUCACCACCAUCAACUGGGGUAUCUGUCUGCCGGCGGCAUGCAGCUACGAGGACGCGGGCAGCAUCGUCGAACACUUCGUCAAGCCGUACAAUACCACCGGCAUCAGGUUGUUCCUCGAAAUCGAGGAAGGUAAUUGUCACGUACGCCAGACAGCCGGCUGGACGAAGCUGUUCAACGAAAACUGGCAACUGGUAGCGGCGCUUGGUUUCUACACGUUUGUGCUGGUGGUCACUGUGGUUGCAUCCCUCAAUGACAUCGGAAUCAUCAAAAUCGACCCACAGCCCAAAUCUGCGACAGCGAACGAAAACAGAAACGAAAGUAACUCCCAACCCGGCGAAGACACCAACCUGCUCCACCAAAUCCUCAUGUCAUUCUCGUUGAAACGAACCGUCCGUCAGCUGGUUGGUGGCGAGGAUGAGACCCUAGCCGGAAAAGAUGUUAUUGGUUGCCUGUCGGGAUUGCGCGCACUUGCCAUGAUGGUCAUGUUUUGUGCGCUUCGCCUCAUUCCGAUGGGCUUCCAGCCGUACACUAACCGGAACGAGUUCACCGAAAGCUUCAACGCACCCUGGAGCGUUGUGCUGAGGGUGGCGAUGCUUUACGCCGAUGUUUACCUGGUGAUCAGUGGCUUCCUCGUGGCUUACCACAUGGUGGGUGAGUUCAAGCAGAAGCAGAAAGUGGCCUGGUUCCGAAGGAUCGUUGGGCGGUAUUUGAGAUUGACUCUGCCACUCAUCCCGGUGCUGAUAUUCUACUCAUGGAUCUGGGAACAUCUGGGCAAUGGCCCGCAAUGGGGUGACGUCGUGGUGAAAAACGCUAACCUUUGCAAACACAACUUCUGGAACAAUGUUUUCUUCAUUCAAAAUUGGUACCCAAUCGAAGAAGGGUGCGCCCCUCACACUUUCCAGCUGGCGAUCGAAAUGCAGCUCGCCAUUAUCGCCCCCUUCCUGCUGAUAAUCCUAACGAAGAACCCAUUCUACGGAGUGGCAGCCUACGUCACCCUGAACGGCAUUUCAACAGCGAUGCGCUUCGUUUCAACAACAGAGGAUCGGCUGUCCCCUUACGUCUAUCACGGUAUCCGUCUCACCCAGAUCUACCGGACGGUGAAUCUGAGCUUCUCGGAAACGCUCCACCGGGCCACUCCAUACCUGGCCGGGUUUGGUUUGGGCUAUAUGCUACGUGAGACGGACUUUCGGAGGCACGAUCGUGGCAUCAAUCUGAGCGGUUGGAUCGGUAUGGCGAUCGCGUUCGGUUGGUGCUUCAUUUUCCCGUUGGACAUUGGCGAGAAGGACUUCCAGUUCCAGAUUGGAGACGCCGCACAGUACUCCGCGCUGGCACCGCUCUCGUUUGCCUUGGCAAUUUGCUGGGUGAUCUAUUUCUGCGUCACCAAUGGGGACAGCUUGCUGAAUCGACUGCUCAGCUGCAAACCGAUGAUCUUUCUGAGUAAAAUCUCCUACUCGGUGUCGCUGAUUCAGUUCCUGGUGUUCUUCUACUUUGCCGGAACGACCCGUGGCAGUGAAGUGUUCAGCUUCGCGGGCUACCUGAAUCGAGCGGAGGUUUGUCUGCUAGUUAGCGGAGCGACGAUUCUCACACUGCUCUACGAUCUGCCAAUUCAGAACAUCAAGACUAUCCUGGAUCGAUCGGGAGUCUUCGACAGGAUGGAGAAGAAACAGUCUGCGAAGGAGAACGAAGUGGUUUCAAACGGUACGCCAGCGGUGAUCGAGAAUGGGACAACACCAGGUCAGCAGCAGGAAGAGGCCGCCAAGCCGGAGGAUGACUUCGUGAGCCCAUUUGAUGACAGAGAUGAGGAUGAUUUUGGCCCUCGGCAAAUUUGGAAGAGAAGCACUCCGGAGCCGGAGACGAAACCGGCGUCGACUACCAGAGUUUCCUGGGUCGAUGAUGUGAAGGAAAGCGAUCCCCCGAAGACCACCGCUCCCGCCAAGGAUAUGAUCGAAGAGGAUGAGGAAGAGCAGGAAAUCGAAGAAAUAGAAGAAGAGGAAGAAAACGAAGAGGAGGAGGAUGAAGAAGAGGAAGACGACGAAGAGAAGGAAGUCAUACGGAGACCGGAAAGAACAAAAUCUGCCUCACCAGCGCCGGUAGUGAUUGCAAAAGCAGACUCGCCAAGCCCACCACCGAGACGUCGUCAGUGGCGCACGUGGGAUAUCCACGACGACUAAUCACCCCCGAAAAAAGACAGUUCUUUUUCAGUUCAUGAACAGCCACGGGAUGGUCACAACGUAUGAGUCUAGAGUGUAACAAAACGUUUACUUUCAGUUCUCUGUCCCAAAGACGAACAGAUUGAGAGCGUAUUCUUUGAAAUCAGUUAAGCGCUAAGCUACCGUUAAAAUGCUACUAGCUGGAAGAAACAAACCAUUAAACAUUAGAAGUCUUAUAGCUAGCGAU
Messenger RNA from Toxorhynchites rutilus septentrionalis, 4277 nucleotides. RefSeq lists its product as uncharacterized. Gene Ontology annotation, molecular function: acyltransferase activity, transferring groups other than amino-acyl groups. The transcript has 6 exons. Lineage: Eukaryota; Metazoa; Arthropoda; Insecta; Diptera; Culicidae. The coding region runs from base 302 to 4051 and encodes 1249 amino acids. The record is from RefSeq and is a predicted model, not a curated record.